ACAAGUCAUGUGUUUACAGCUAUUAAUGAGUGAUAUUUUUUUAGUUCAAUUAAUGCAAUAAUGAUUUGUACGACACGUUUGCACUUUAGUUUUACGAUACAAUCGAUGGCACCAUAGGAUGGCUGAAGAAGUAGUUGUAAACCAAACGACAACAAUGAGUACGACUGGCGACGAAUGGACGGAAUCGUCGACCGCUCGGGUUAUCAGCGAUUUGAUACCCGACAACAUUGAGAUGAUAUUAAGACAAUAUCACAUCUAUGGUCUACUCGUUGUUUUCGUAAUCAUUGUCUUAAUCUUGUGUUUGCUGAAGAUAUGUAGAUAUUUCUUGUGUUCGUCCAGACCAGUGAUACAGGCAAGAGAGAUCUACUGUCAAUUGCAAAGAAAUGCAUAUUAUCUGGCAGUUGCUAAUCAAAGAUUAUCGGAAGACAUCCCAAAUGAAAGACAAAAUAACAAAAUGACUUCACAAAGACUAUCUGUGAUACAGAGUAAAGAGGUUUCGCUGAAAAAUGAUUUAAUUAGAAAUAAGAUGGAAAGGGAUCAGUUGGUAGAAACAGUGAAGAAGUUGGAGACAGAACAGGAAAAUAUUUACGAAAAGGCAUUGGAAACCAAUCGACUGAUCAGUUAUAAUAUGAACGUUCAGAAAGAAAAUGUCUAUAUUUGCGAAACUAUUGAUCAAUUGAAACGACAGCUCUCAAGACUGACCGAAACUGUUGUUAACUGUCAACAAAACGUCAAUCAGAAACAACAAGAAAAUUUAGAACUUACGGAACAAAUGAUGAAAUUAGACAAACAAAGCUCUAAACUGAAGAAUGUGACUAAAGAAAGAAAAGAGUAUUUGAAAGAAGUUUCUAAAAAUAAUGAAAAACUAAGAGAUGGUGAAAGCGAUACGAAAUUUAAAUUAAAUCAAUUAAUUGAAGAAUAUUCUGGUCUCGAAACGAAGAGUAAUGAAUAUAUUCAUAGAAAUGGUAAACUCGUCAAUGAUUUUAAUCUGUUAUCUAAAGAAUUGGAUGAAUUCAAGAAAGAAACGAUUAGUCGAGAGUUAGAAAUUAGUUCACUGAAGGAAACACUGAUCAAACUGGGAAAUCAAAGCAAUAAUUAUAAUUAUAAUGAUGAUCAAGGAGUGGAUCAAAUAGAUGAAAGUAGUAGUAGUGCUGAACGCAAUGAAAAUAUAUUGAAUUUAGUGAAAAUUGUUUCAAAAAUCAAGUGCCUUACAGUUGCCAACAAUACGUCGAGUGAUAAACUUCAAGAAUUAAGUGAUAAAAGCGAUCAAUUAAACCAACAAUUGGUUGUUAAGAGUGAUGAACAUAAACUACUUAAAUCGGAAAAAGAUAGCGCACUUCGCGAUAGAUUUAAAGCGCAGACAGAGUUGGAAGUGCUCUCUAAAUAUUAUAAACAACGAGAGCUGGAAUUGAGUCUUGAGAUGAGUAAUCACUGCAUUGAAAAACAGCAAAAAGACGAAGACGUGAAUUCAGUGAAAAGUCGAUUGACUGCCGCUGAAGAAGAAAAUGCUUUACUUAGAAGUCAAUUGAAGUCGACUAAGAAAGAGAUGACUGAAACAGGUGUAAGAUUUCGAACUCAAAUAAAUCAUUUGGAAAAUCAAAUUCACGAAAACUGGAUUCAAGCUCGAAGUGCCCAACGAUCUCUUGAAGAAUCCAAAGCUGAGGCCACAGUACUCAGACAGACACUCACUCAGACUGUUAAGUCUCCUAUCGAUUCAUUUGGUUUUGAGUCAUCAUUUUUCGAUGAUUCUGCCAGUUCUGUGUCUGAUCACUAUAAUAGACCAUUUCCACCCAUUCCUCCUCCACCUCCUCUUCCACUACUAAUCAAUUCUAUGGUGCCAUCAAUGCAACUGCCAUCAUCUGAGCCAAUCGAUAGAAUGACACUUUGGGCCCAAAGUAUGAGCCAAAUAUCAAUGAACGAAAUGGACCAAACAUUUACUAACGAUCCAAAUGUUUCUAUCGGAUCUAUGGAUUAUACGCCAGUCCAUCCACAGCAACAUUGGGAUACUGUUUAUAAUCGCGACUCAUAUUCUCCCACUCAGUCGUAUCCAUCAACGUAUCAACCAACCAAUCCAUCAGCACAUCCGACAACAUAUAAUGUAUACACUCAACAACCAAAUAAUUAUUAUAUGAAUACAAUGCCUGUUAACUCAAAUAAUAUUUCAAAUUUACCCGUUUGAUUGC
Molecule: messenger RNA, 2183 nt
Organism: Oppia nitens
Lineage: Eukaryota; Metazoa; Arthropoda; Arachnida; Sarcoptiformes; Oppiidae
Product: transport and Golgi organization protein 1-like
Exons: 6
Coding region: 119-2179 (686 amino acids)
Biological process (GO): vesicle cargo loading; protein secretion; endoplasmic reticulum to Golgi vesicle-mediated transport
Cellular component (GO): endoplasmic reticulum exit site; endoplasmic reticulum membrane
Source: RefSeq, a predicted model, not a curated record